CUCCCGUCCCCAUCCCACGCGAUGGCCUUCCGCCUCGCCGUCGCCGUCUCCGUCGCAGCGCCUGCGUCGUGGCCUUCCCCGGUCGCCACCGUCGCCCCGCCCCGCCUCGCCCUCCGCCGAGGCCUCCCGCCGACGUGGCGCGCAGUUCGCGCCCUCCCGCGUUCCCGUGGCGCCGUCGUGGUGUGCCAGGCCCAGGGCGGCCAGGACACUGCAAUCCAAGGUAUAUUUAUGCCCGCCUAGGUUACUCUUCUGCUGCCGGGCUUUGAUUCGCGUUUCGAUCUGACAUGAAUGGCUCGAGUCGACCGCUGAUCUGGGUUACUAUAUUCUGGAGAUGCGAAUAGACCGUUGAGACGAUUGGGUUUUCUGUGUUUGAAUGUGUAGACGAAUAGGAGGUAGGAAAAUCAUGGCAUAGCAGUUCUAAUGAUGAUAUGUUGAAGCAAACCGCAGUGAAUAAGCGAAGGCAUGACAGCUUAUUUUUGUAUAUGUAUUCCUGCGUGCAUUUGUAUAUAUCAUGUUCCAUCACAUGCCUCUUGUUAACAUGAUGCAUCUAAUGCCGCUUGCUACCCAUGUUGCAUCUCAUGCCACUUGUUACCCAUGUUCCAUCACAUGCCUCUUGUUACCCAUGUUGCAUCACAUGCCGCUUGUUAGUUGUUACACAGUGCAGACUGUGAUCCAAAUUUUUGCUCAGUAGAUUUUUUUGCUGGGUUGUUUUGUUGUUGCGCCAUGUGCGAGGAUAACUGGGUGAAAUUUCUGUCCAAUUGCAUAGGUUUGCCAAAUACAAAGUUUGAAAUGUGUCAGUAUAAAGUUUGGAAACUUGGAGUGCAAAGUGUUGAUUAAAACGUUUACAAUAUAGAUGUGCAAAGUCUUAUAGUGUACAGAUAAAUGUUUUCAAUAUCCUUGCAUAAAGUUUCUGAUUUUAGAAUGCAAAGUUUGAAAUUAUCAAGUCCUGACUCUGAAAGUAAGAAGUUUUUAAAAUGGUAGUAGGAAAAAAAAAUAAAUUAUGUUAAUAUUUUUUAAAAGUUCAGCUAUUAGUUGAUGGUCAUCGUGUAAGUAAAUGGGCAUGCAACCUGGCCCACCUGGAUUGCUGCUAGCUGGGUCUGGGUACAUGCAUGAAAAUGUGAUCCACUUCUCCCGCGUACUGGUUACAUGUGCAUCUACAUGGUAUCUGUACUCGUCGCUAGUGGAUGGCAACGUGCGCCCGCUGAUUAAGGGCGUCGUCCAGUAUGUGUGAUGCACCAAUGCAUCUAUGUGACUAGUAUGUGCCCAACAAACUUAAAAGGAGAUGUACACAAAGCACCUGGAGAUUAUUUGCUGUCAUGCCUUUUGUGUACUGGAAAUGUGGAUGCAUCAGUAGGAACUUUCCUGAUGUGAGCAAAUCCACAUGGCAAUCACUUGUGGUGGAGAGCGAGCUUCCCGUCCUUGUUGAGUUCUGGGCUUCAUGGUGCGGACCGUGUAAGAUGAUAGACCCCAUCGUUGGCAAGCUCUCAAAGGAGUACGAAGGAAAGCUGAAAUGUUACAAGCUAAACACCGACGAGAACCCUGACAUCGCAACCCAAUUCGGCAUCCGGAGCAUCCCCACCAUGAUGAUAUUCAAGAACGGUGAGAAGAAGGACUCGGUGAUUGGAGCCGUGCCAGAAAGCACCCUCGUCACCUGCAUUGACAAGUAUGUUGGUGGGAGGUGAAAUAUCAAUCUGAGGCAACUAGCAUGGGUGGGUAUGGGUAUACCGUUCUUAUUGAACUGCUGUUGAGUAGCUGUAUGUAGAUAAUAAUAUGAUUUUCACUCCAAUAAAUGCGAUUUAAGGAUGGC
Zea mays is the source of this 1807-nucleotide messenger RNA. Its product is annotated as putative thioredoxin superfamily protein. Gene Ontology annotation, cellular component: cytoplasm. The record is from RefSeq and is marked provisional. NCBI's taxonomy places the organism in Eukaryota, Viridiplantae, Streptophyta, Magnoliopsida, Poales, Poaceae. The transcript has 3 exons. Gene Ontology annotation, molecular function: protein-disulfide reductase activity. Bases 1317 to 1682 code for a protein of 121 amino acids.